Anopheles marshallii is the source of this 4473-nucleotide messenger RNA. RefSeq names its product cyclin-dependent kinase 12 (gene Cdk12). The record is from RefSeq and is a predicted model, not a curated record. Gene Ontology annotation, biological process: transcription elongation by RNA polymerase II; positive regulation of transcription elongation by RNA polymerase II; protein phosphorylation. NCBI's taxonomy places the organism in Eukaryota, Metazoa, Arthropoda, Insecta, Diptera, Culicidae. Gene Ontology annotation, cellular component: nucleus; cyclin/CDK positive transcription elongation factor complex. Gene Ontology annotation, molecular function: RNA polymerase II CTD heptapeptide repeat kinase activity; ATP binding; cyclin binding. The coding region runs from base 1 to 4473 and encodes 1490 amino acids. The transcript has 7 exons.
AUGGAACGGCUUGAGCGUGACCGAGAACGGGACAGAAGUGUGGGUGGUGGAACUGGUGCCGCCAGCAGCGGACGUAUCAAACACUCAAAGAAACGAUCCCGUAAAAGUAGCAAGAAGUCCAAAAGGAAACGACACCAAUCGGCUUCGGAUGUUGAAGAAUUGUCUUCCCCUUCGUUCGGUGAGGAAGCGAAACGAUACACGCGAUCACACAAGGAUGCGUACGACGAUAGCAGUGGCGAAUUGGAAGGUGUGCAUGCCGAGCACCGCACUACCCUAUCCGGUAGCAAAUCCGGCGUAGAGUAUUCCGACGUCAGUUCGGACGAUUUUUCCGCCCCCGAAGCGGGUGAAAUCGAAACGGACGUGUCGGGUGCGGCGGAAGGCGACGGUGUGGUAGUGGAUAAUGGCGAUGACUCGUUUAUCAGCGGUGACGAUGAAGCGGACGAUAUGGGCAGAAGCAAGAAAAGUAAAAAUAGUAAGUCACGGCACCGCCAUCGGCACCAUCGACACAAGAAGUCGUCGCUUGUGGACGGUCACUGCAAGAGCAGUUCCCAUCGGUCCAGCUCGAAGCGUUGGAAGCGAACACCGCAGUCAAAAAGAGGCGAAAUGGAGGGGCGAAGCCGAACACCAUCGUUGCCCGAUGUGGUGGAUCUGAACCGGGUGGGGUCGUUGGCAGAAACAAAAGCUGCCAUUGCCACCUCUUCCAUCAGUGGCUCGUCCAACCGAUCGAAAAGGAUCAACUCGAUAUCGUCCGAUACCUCAUCCAUGAAGUAUCGAAUGCAGAAAAAACGAUCGAAACUGAACGAUGAGCAACAAACGGUCGCCGAAAAUCCGUUGGCGGAUGAACAGGACGGAGAGCGAACUAAAGACGGCGAUGGGAGCGUCGAAGCCGAUGGAAGAGUGGACGAAGUGGACGGGAAUGGAGGCGGCACUGGUACGGAAGAGUUGGACGAUGAAAAUGAGGAAGAGGAAGAAGAUGAAGAUGAGGAGGAUGAAGACGAUAUCAACAAUGAGGGACAGUCGGUCUCUAGCAGGAAGCGGAUCAAGAAAAGCAAGAAGGAUAAAAAGCACAAGCGGAACAAAAAGGCAAAGAAGCGGAAGCGAAAACUGCGCACCAAAUCGAUUUCGAGCGUUGAGACGAUCUCGGAGAGCGAAGACUCGCUGCUAGUAUCAAUGACUCCGCCGCUGAAGCAGUCGCCCCUCUAUCGAGUUGGUAGUCGCGAGGGUAGCAAAUCAUACACGCCGGUACACAACGACACCAGUCUUACGCCAGUCUCGCCAGGGACUCCUCCGCUGCAAGACCAUCAUCAUUCAACGCGCCACUCGCUGAACAGUCCAUACGACAGUCAUCAUGAUGCCGCUGGACGAAGCCGUAGUCCGCUCGAACGAGAUAUUGACCAUGAUCGCGAACGGGAUCGUGAUCGUGAUCAUCGCGACCGGGAACGGGAUCGUUCGUCGAAUGCUGGCGGCAGCGGUAGCGGCCGCAAAAUGUACAUUACAUCUUCCCCUCAUACACCACCUGUCGCCAUGCAUAAGAAAAACUCAUCGUCGUACCAUGAUCGUUCGCUCCAGCAGCACCCGAGUAGUCCAAUCGAUCUUGACAGUCCACCGCCACCGGCGCUGCGUCACACGCGGAGCAGUAGCCAUCGGGAUAGCAGUCGGCGGCGCAGUCAAUCAAACGAUCGAAGAUACAGCGCCAGAAGAACACCUUCGCCAAAUUCUCGACACAAACCACACACUCCUCCACCUACUAAACGGCGGCGAGACAGAUCACCCCCGGAGAAGGAUUACUAUCGGAAAUCGGACAGCCGUAGCUACAGCAAGCGAGAAAGGGACUGGGAUGAUCGCCGUGGCAAUGAAUCCCAUAAACGGUUCCUGAGCAGAACUCCAAGCCCAAGCAGUAACCGACGAUCGCGCCGUACACCAUCACCUGCCUCUACGAGCAGGACUAGAUCUUCGCGAAAGGGCGGAUACUAUAGCCCGUCGCCGGAACGGAGCACCGGGGGCAGUAGCAGCUAUGUUUCUUCCCGCUCGAGGCAUCGUUCGCGAAGCCCGCGACGUUCGCCCCUCUCAUCAUCCGCUAGCAAGCGUUACUCUAGCAGCAGAUCCCGCUCACCGCAGGUGCCUUCAGCAAAAAAGAUGGACCUACAGAAGAAAAUCACGGAUACCAGCUUCUUCGCAGAACUGAUCAAAGACAAACACAAGCGCAAUAAAACGCUGCAAGAGAUUUUGGAAAACAAGAAGAAAAAUGAUGCAUCGUCUGCUGGUGGGGGUGCCGCUAACGAUGGCGUAACGCCGGACGGCGAGAGUCUGAAGAGCGAUGGCAACAAUGGUACCUCGAACUCGCUGGAAGCUUCCAAUGCGAAUGGAAUAAAGGAAAGGAACCCAGAGUCGAUGGCAAACGUUACCGAUAUUCCAAUGCCGGAGUCGGCGGAACAUUCAUCCCGCAGCGAUCAAACCGAUGGCCGAGCGGUUGCACAUUCUGCGAACUGUUGUGACAUUAGCAAUGGCAGCAAUAGUAAUUUGGUUCCCGAUUCACGAAUACCUGUGAUAACGAACAAUGCAGUGCACCAUCAUUCUCAUCACUGCCCUGCAGCAACCUUCUCCGGUACGACCUUCAGCAAUCUAGCGCACGUAGAAACGAAUGCUGAACCAAUGAUGCCGGCGGCACAUGGCUCCGAGGCGGGCAACAGCAACACAAGCAGCGGCAUCGCACCAACGAAGCCAAAAAGUCUUACCAAUCUGCCGAUGCCGCCCGGCGUUAAUGUGGCCGAUCUGGAAGGUGCCCAAACGCCAAGCCCACCGGGACCAAUCAGCCCGGUCGCUGCAGUGAGUACGAUGAAAAUUAUGCCCAUUCCUACACUGACGACUACCGGUGCCGUACCGCUGCCAGUGGCAAACAAUGCCAAACAGCGACCAGACAGUCACGGCAAACCGAACGCAUUGAAUGUGUCCACAUUGGCAGCAGUUCCUUCUAGCGCAGUCACCACUACACCAGCUACCUCGACGCUACCCGUCAGCGGCAUCAAAAAGGGUCUACUCAAUCUACCCAUGCCACCGAUGGUACCGGGAUCGGAGGAUUUAAGUGGCGACGAAGACAUUGGAUCACCCAUAUUGCAGAGCAAUCGUGACCUCACCCAGAACCAAACACAAUCAGGCCAAACCAGUGUCAAUAAUAAUAACAACAGUAGUUUAAACAAUCGGUAUAAAGGAGGUGGCGCUAGUGCGAUUACCGCUGCCGCCUCAGCCAACCAGCCAUCAUCCGGUGCGGGCAAGGUACCAAUGACACGGCCAAGAAUUUUAAACCGGCGCCAUUCGCGCAACAUGACAGCGCCAAUGUCCGCGUCCGGUGGAAAGGACUGGGGCGAACGGUGCGUGGAAGUGUUCGAUAUGCUUGAGCAGAUAGGCGAAGGCACAUACGGACAGGUCUACAAAGCGAAAGAUCAGCAAACGAAGGAAUUGGUUGCGCUCAAGAAGGUCCGGCUAGAGCACGAGAAGGAAGGCUUCCCGAUUACGGCCGUGCGGGAAAUUAAGAUCCUUCGCCAGCUCAACCAUCAAAACAUCGUGAAUCUGCGCGAGAUUGUAACGGACAAACAGGACGCGCUGGAAUUUCGCAAGGACAAGGGUUCGUUCUAUCUGGUAUUCGAGUACAUGGAUCACGACCUGAUGGGGCUGCUCGAGUCGGGCAUGGUGGAUUUCAAUGAGCAGAACAAUGCAAGCAUAAUGCGCCAGCUGUUGGAUGGGUUAAACUACUGUCACAAGAAAAAUUUCCUCCACCGUGACAUCAAAUGCUCCAACAUUCUCAUGAACAACAGAGGUGAGGUGAAGUUGGCAGAUUUUGGGCUCGCUCGGUUGUACAAUGCAGACAAUCGGGAACGUCCGUAUACGAACAAAGUAAUUACGCUGUGGUACCGUCCACCGGAGCUACUGCUUGGCGAGGAGCGCUACGGUCCAGCGAUCGACGUGUGGAGCUGUGGGUGCAUACUGGGCGAACUGUUCCUCAAGAAGCCCCUGUUCCAAGCCAACCAAGAACCCGCCCAGCUGGAAAUGAUAUCGCGGUUAUGCGGUACGCCCACGCCGGCCGUAUGGCCGAACGUCAUCAAGCUGCCCCUAUUCCAUACGCUCAAAUCAAAGAAACAGUACCGUCGUAAGCUGAGGGAGGACUUCGUUUUCAUGCCCACACCCUCGCUCGAUCUACUCGACAGCAUGCUGGUGCUGGAUCCCGAUCGACGCAUCACCGCCGAAGAUGCGCUCAAAUCAAACUGGCUUAAAAACGUUAUACCUGAGCAAUUACCUCCCCCGCAGUUGCCAACGUGGCAGGAUUGUCACGAGCUUUGGAGCAAAAAACGGAGGCGCCAGUUGCGCGAGCAGCAAGAAUCGUCACUCAAUCUUCCACCAGGCAAACCCUCGGGCAGCACAAUCAAGCUGGACGGUAUAACGCUACCCGGUGGACCGACCGGUAUCAAUAUGCUGUAA